This is a messenger RNA of Daphnia pulicaria, 811 nucleotides long. It is a transcript of the gene boca, whose product is annotated as LDLR chaperone boca-like. Lineage: Eukaryota; Metazoa; Arthropoda; Branchiopoda; Diplostraca; Daphniidae. The transcript is spliced from 5 exons. The record is from RefSeq and is a predicted model, not a curated record. Bases 159 to 773 code for a protein of 204 amino acids. Gene Ontology annotation, biological process: protein folding.
UACAAACCUUUUUACAUCCAUCAAAACAAACGUGUCAUUAUUCAACUGGUUGACUAGUUUCAAUUUCGUUUUGAUCCAAGAAAUAAGGAAAUUUACAGAACAAAGAAGGAACAUUUCUAGACCAAGAACAUAUCAUUCGUGUCCCAGCAUUGUCUAAAAUGAUUUCGAGAAAACUUAACAUUGUCAUAAUGUUAUUUGCUUUCAACUCAUUACUUUUGGUUAAUGGCGGUAAAAAAAGUAAGGAUGGCGAGAAACCGGCAUGGGCAAAGAAAGAUAUUAGAGAUUACAGUGAAGCUGACCUAGAAAGACUGCUUGAUCAGUGGGAUGAAGAUGAAGAACCACUACCUAAUGAUGAGCUUCCUGAGCACCUACGCAAACCUCCACCAAUAGACUUUUCAAAGAUUGAUACUUCUGAUCCAGAAAAUUUAUUAAAAGUAUCAAAAAAGGGCAAAACAAUAAUGACUUUUGUGCAAGUUGCUGGAGAUGUCACACGCAAUGAAGCAGAUGACAUGACAAAGUUGUGGCAGAGUGCACUAUGGAAUAACCAUAUUCAAGCUGAGAGGUUUAUGGUGGAUGACAAUCGUGCCAUUUUUAUGUUUCGUGAUGGCUCACAAGCUUGGGAGGCUAAAAACUUUUUGAUUGAUCAAGAUCGAUGUUUUUCAGUAACAAUAGAAAAUAAAAUUUAUCCAGGGAAAGGAAACCCAGAAAAAGUCAAAGAAUCAUCCAAAGAGAAAAAAAAAUCCAAGAAAACAAAAGUUAAACAAGAACUGUAAUUGCAGGGACAUUCCAAAUACAUUAAUUUCUGUUGAUA